Messenger RNA from Hyaena hyaena (striped hyena), 4729 nucleotides. It is a transcript of the gene INPP4B, whose product is annotated as inositol polyphosphate-4-phosphatase type II B. The coding region runs from base 461 to 2683 and encodes 740 amino acids. The transcript is spliced from 22 exons. Gene Ontology annotation, molecular function: phosphatidylinositol-3,4-bisphosphate 4-phosphatase activity. The record is from RefSeq and is a predicted model, not a curated record. Gene Ontology annotation, cellular component: cytoplasm. Lineage: Eukaryota; Metazoa; Chordata; Mammalia; Carnivora; Hyaenidae.
UCAGAAGACUCCAAAUGAACCACAGUUGGAAUUCAUCCUUGCAUGCAAGGAUCUUGUGGCUCCUGUUCGUGAUCGAAAGCUGAAUACACUGGUGCAGAUCUCAGUAAUCCACCCCGCGGAGCAGGGUCUGACAAGAUACUCAAGCACGGAAAUCGUGGAGGGAACAAGAGACCCACUGUUUUUGACUGGUGUCACAUUCCCAUCGGAGUAUCCCAUUUAUGAGGAGACCAAAAUAAAGCUAACAGUCUAUGAUGUCAAGGAUAAGUCUCAUGACACUGUUCGAACCAGUGCCCUACCUGAACACAAGGAUCCGCUGCCAGAGGUUGGGCGAAGUUUCCUGGGCUAUGCCAGUUUUAAAGUGGGAGAGCUACUGAAGUCCAAAGAGCAACUGCUAGCCCUGAGUCUGAGAACUUCAGAUGGUGGCAAAGUUGUUGGCACCAUAGAAGUCAGUGUCGUGAAGAUGGGGGAGACUGAGGAUGGGGAAGCCGACCACAUCACGACAGAUGUGCAGGGACAAAAGUGUGCACUGGUGUGUGAAUGUACAGCCCCAGAAAGUGUGAACGGGAAAGAUAACUUACCUUUUUUGAAUGCAGUGUUAAAGAACCCAGUGUGUAAAUUAUAUAGAUUUCCGACAUCUGACAAUAAGUGGAUGCGAAUCCGGGAGCAGAUGUCAGAGAGUAUACUUUCUUUUCAUAUUCCUAAGGAAUUGAUUUCUCUUCACAUAAAAGAAGACUUGUGUAGAAACCAGGAGCUAAAGGAACUUGGUGAGCUUUCUCCACACUGGGACAAUCUACGGAAAAAUGUCCUUACUCACUGUGAUCAAAUGGUGAAUAUGUACCAAGAUAUUCUGACAGAACUUAGCAAGGAAACAGGGUCCUCUUUCAAAUCAAGCAGCAGCAAAGGAGAGAAAACAUUAGAAUUUGUUCCAGUAAACCUACAUUUGCAAAGAAUGCAUGUACACAGCCCUCACUUGAAAGAUGCUCUCUACGAUGUCAUCACUGUAGGAGCCCCAGCUGCCCAUUUUCAGGGAUUUAAGAAUGGUGGUCUUCGGAAACUACUCCAUAGAUUCGAAAUGGAAAGAAGAAAUACUGGAUACCAGUUUAUUUACUAUUCACCUGAAAACACAGCCAAAGCAAAAGAAGUUCUCAGCAACAUCAAUCAACUACAACCUCUGAUAGCAACCCAUGCAGACCUCCUGCUUAACUCUGCAAGCCAGCAUUCUCCAGACAGCCUGAAGAAUUCUUUAAAGAUGCUUUCAGAAAAGACAGAGCUUUUUGUACAUGCCUUCAAGGAUCAGCUGGUCAGAAGUGCUCUUUUAGCCCUCUACACUGCCAGGCCAGGAGGUGUCCUUAAGAAACCACCCUCUCCUAAAAGCAGCACAGAGGAGAGCUGUCCCCAGGACCCGCCCCCACUGAUGAGAAGGCAAGACUCCAUACCACAUCAUUCAGACUAUGAUGAGGAAGAGUGGGAUAGGGUGUGGGCCAGUGUGGGGAAGAGCCUGAAUUGCAUUAUUGCCAUGGUGGAUAAACUGAUUGAAAGAGAUGGUGGCAGUGAGAGCGGUGGUGACAGCAGCAAAGAUGGAGAAAAAGACCCUUCUCCAGUGGACUCCAUCAUAACUCAUCCAAGGGAGGACUGGUACGAACAGUUGUAUCCCCUCAUCCUUACCCUGAAGGACUGCAUGGGAGAAGUGGUGAACCGAGCCAAGCAGUCCUUGACAUUCGUGCUCCUUCAGGAACUUGCAUACAGCUUGCCUCAGUGCUUGAUGCUGACUCUGAGAAGGGACAUUGUCUUCAGCCAAGCGCUUGCUGGAUUAGUUUGCGGUUUUAUCAUCAAACUACAUACAAGUUUGCAUGACCCUGGCUUCCUACAGCAGCUCCACACAGUGGGGUUGAUAGUGCAAUAUGAAGGACUGCUAAGUACAUAUAGUGAUGAAAUCGGAAUGCUAGAGGACAUGGCUGUUGGCAUUUCAGAUUUGAAGAAAGUUGCAUUUAAAAUAAUUGAAGCCAAGUCCAAUGAUGUCUUGCCAGUUAUCACAGGAAGGCGUGAACAUUACGUGGUAGAGGUGAAGCUUCCAGCGAGAAUGUUUGAGGCCCUGCCCCUGCAGAUUAAAGAAGGGCAAUUGCUUCAUGUGUAUCCAGUACUUUUUAAUGUUGGAAUCAAUGAACAACAAACUCUUGCUGAGAGGUUUGGAGAUGUCUCUUUGCAGGAAAGUAUUAAUCAGGAAAAUUUUGAACUUCUAAAAGAAUAUUAUGCAAUAUUUAUGGAAAAGAUGCCUCCUGAUUAUAUUUCACAUUUUCAAGAACAAAAUGAUUUAAAAGGAUUACUAGAGAAUCUCCAUCAAAAUAUCCAAGCCAAAAAAAGGAAGAACGUAGAAAUCAUGUGGCUGGCUGCAACGAUUUGUCGCAAACUAAAUGGAAUUCGUUUCACCUGUUGCAAAAGUGCCAAAGACAGGACAUCCAUGUCGGUGACUCUUGAACAGUGCUCCAUCUUGAGAGACGAGCACCAGCUGCACAAGGACUUCUUUAUCCGAGCACUGGAUUGCAUGAGAAGAGAAGGAUGCCGCAUAGAGAAUGUUCUGAAGAAUAUCAAAUGCAGAAAGUAUGCUUUCAACAUGCUACAGCUGCUGGCUUUCCCCAAGUACUACCGACCUCCAGAGGGGACUUAUGGAAAAGCUGACACCUAACUUUACCAACAUGUAAAUACCCAGGAACACAAUUACGCUUCAGUCGGAUAAUCUCCACCUUUUUCACUGUUUUAUUGUCAUGAGUUUGUGGAGGGAGGUGAUCAGAGAUGUUUGCCCAAAUCUAGGAAUUACUCAAAUUAGAUCUUAGCAUAUUACUCUGAAAGAAAUCCAUUUAAAAAAUCUCCAGGAACAUUGUGAUUCUAGGUCUCCCUUCUACGCAGUGCCUCUCACAGGUUGCAUAGGCCGAGGUCAGCUCAGGAUGUGUACAUUUCAUGCACGGCAUCCUUUCGUGGAAGGUACUCAUUCAGAGGAAACAUAGGUUGCUGCAGGAAGAAUACAGGUGACUCACAGAGGGGUGCUUGAUCUCCAACAUGAACACAGGAGAGUGUAAAGGAGAGAGGGAUUUGGACAUGGUAUUUCACAGCCUUUCUCACGAGUGACCUGAGAGCCCAAUUGUGGGAUUUGGAAAAUAUUUUUCUAGGGAAUUAAAAUUCAUCCAGUAGCAUCAAUGCAUGACCUUGACUGCAGAAGUAGGUUGCAGGUGUGCCUUUUAAAGACUACGGUCCUCCAGACGAGAUGUGGCCAGUCCUCCGGAACAGGUAGAUGACGGUGUUAGCAACUCAGUGGAGAUACUUUUCUGUAACAUGGUAUCUUUUCCAAACUCUCAACUCUGGUUGUCUGUGCCUGUUAUAGAAGUGGCGAUAGAGAAAAGUUGAAUAGUAUAGUAGAAAAGUACCGCGAGAAACUGAAACUGCGAGAAAACAAAAGCUGAUCAGCCUGCUGAUGUUAAACAUGAAAAUCCUCAUCAGCCUGAACUUUAUGCAGCCAAGUUCGUAAAAGUCAAAAAAGUAUCUUUGUGAUGUUUUCCAAUAUAGGUAGUGGAAUAUAGAAUCUACAGAAUGUGGAUGAUGGAAGUCUGCAUUGUCUGGGGUAGAUUACUAUGUGUGAAUAAACCUGUUAAGGCAUACGCAGCCAUAGCUAAUGAGAAACCAAAACAAUUAUUUCUGUUCACUUCAAUUUGCAAUUUAUUCACAGUGAAAUCACACCAUCAAGGGUUUUCCAAAAUUCCAAAUUAGUAAUUGCUUUAGAGAUUAUCUCGUAUAAUGUCAUUAUAAAUGGGUAUAUUAAAGCACAAGGAAGAUAUGACCCCAAUCAUCCAGCUAGAGAAUUUUAGAACCAUGAUUACAAUCUCUUCUUACCUUCCUAGCCUGUGGCUUGUCUGGUUUCCAAAUUGCCAUGCUAAAAAUGCUUGAAAAUUAUGGAAGAGUGCUAGUUAGUUAAAUAAAAAUUGGCAUUUAUUGCUGGAAUUAAACCGUAGAGUACGACGGUCUGAAUAAAUGAAACCUAUUUUCUCCAGAUGUUAAGAGUUUAUUCUUUCUCCUCACUCAUUGGAAGAGUAUGCCAUCCAGAGCAUAAAUCUACCCUUUGGAAAUGCCAGAGGCUUUUUACAUAGAUGUCUCUUGGCUGUGACCACAUUCAGCACAUAAUAUUAUGGAGCUUUCCAUAGCUAGUAUGACAGCUUCUUGGCUAAGAUAUGUGUUGACUAAGGACUCCAAACAGAUCUCUGGGCUCAUGUAGAGUUUUCAGGGUAGUACAAAUUUUAGAUAACUGUUUGGGGCUUUUCAGACUAUAAUUAUCAAUCUGUAGUUUAGCUAAUGAUUUGCGGCAUUAUAUUUGAGGCCAUUGCUAUGAAACAAUUCAUAGUCUUCUUAAUAAAAAGUGGCUGUGUACUACAGAUCUAUUCACAAAGUUUUUAGUAUUCUCCCUUAUAUUUCAUUCUCCACUUCAAUGAUUAAAUAUUAAUUUUAAAAUAUUCAGUUUAAUUUGAAAAUGGUAGGAUUUGUGGUUAUUUUCAUUAUCCCAUUGGAUUUAAGGUAAAGAGGUUAGAAUGACAGAGGUUUCCUUGAAUAACAAAGAAGCCUCAUUCAGUAUGCCAAGGAGUGAUCUGAGUUUGGAGAGACCUUAAGUGAAAAUUCUAUAAACAGUAUAAAUUUUGCCUAUAUUUUUAAAAGUGAAAACACUUGCCUCAAAUCUGGAAAAAAAAAU